AUGGUCAUAGGCAGUAUUGCGGGUGUCAUUCCGAUUCUUUCUCAGUCUGAAGAAUUUCAGCAUAAUGGAACUUAUAAAUUCAGCUAUGAGACUGGAAAUGGAAUAAUUCGUGAAGAAGUAGCUUAUGGAAAAAUUCUACCUAGAAGCCGCGAUGCAAGCAGCAACGAGGGUGGUGAAAGUGACGAAAGCGAGGAAAUUCAUGUACAACAAGGUUCUUACUCAUACACCGCACCUGAUGGUACCGUCAUCUCUGUAAGAUACAUCGCCGAUGAAAAUGGUUUCCAGCCAAUCUAUGAACAUACACCAAGCAAGGAAAAUUCAAAUUCAGCUGAAAAAUCUGGUAGAGCUUUAAAAUUACAUGCUUCUGAAACGAAAUCUGCCCCAAUUCCAAAGAUAAGAGUUUCUGAGUCGAAUGAAAUAAGUUCUGAUGAAAUUAAACCUCAAGAAAAAAUUGCUCCCGAAAUAGUAGAGCCAGUAGAAGUUUCUACAGCCGCACCUCAACCUCAAUUAGCUUCUGAAGUAUCAAACUCAGCUAUUCUGAAAGAAAAUCCUGAAGUUGUUCCUAUGUCAGUUGCUUCUCAAAGUGCACCUGCAGCAAUAUCUAAAUCCUCGUCUGAAAAUGUUGUUAACGAUGUGUCAACAGUGGAGCCAGAAAUAUCAUCAUCAGCAUCUAUUGUUCCCGAAGAAACAUCGGAAAUGAUUGCCGAAAUUUCAUCUACAUCUGUGCCUGAAGAAGCAUCCACAAAUAUUCCACAGACUGAAUCUGCAUCCGACAUUAAUGUAGUCCCUUCAGCUGUUCCUGAAAUUGCAUCUACCGUUAUUUCGGAAUCUGCGGGUUCAACAGAAGACGAUAAUCUUCUUGUAUCAACUGAAAGUGUACAAGCUGUAACUGAAUUAAAGGCCAUAGAAGAAAGUGAAUCAACAACUUCCAAUGUAGAUGUAAGUACUAUACCAGCUUCAACUGCAGGCCCUGAUCAGCCACUUACUGAAACUGAACAGGGUACCACCGCUUCAGCAGAAUUGCCUAGCAGUGAAGCUCCAGAACAAUUAGCUUCAAGUGAAGUUUCUGAAUCAUCAAAUUCUACUUCAGCUCCUGAGCAAGCGAGUACAACUGAAGCCGUCGGACAACAAGCUUCUUAG
This is a messenger RNA of Danaus chrysippus (African queen), 1140 nucleotides long. NCBI's taxonomy places the organism in Eukaryota, Metazoa, Arthropoda, Insecta, Lepidoptera, Nymphalidae. The record is from the annotation of a GenBank genome assembly.